GUUAUUAAAAGUUGAAGUCUUUUCGUCUCAUUUUCCCCCGACCUGUUGGAAAAAAUGUGGGAAUACGACCCCAAUAAAAGAAUGCCAUCGAAAGAAGGAGACGUUCAAUUACAUUCCAUCAAGGAUGAGCUCACUGGAAAAGAAAAAGAAUUGCUUGAAUUGUGUGGGCGUGAUUCGCGAUCGGAUCUAACGGGAAAAAUAAAAGAAUUAAUUCAGUUCGGGAUUAACGUGAACGCAAAGGAUAAAGACGGAAGGAAUGCACUUCAUCUUUUGUGUCGGUACUAUUCAAACCCAAAAUUAACCGACGCAAUUCAACUCGUGGUCAAAAGUGGAAUCGACGUAAAUGCAAGAGACAGGAAUGGAAUGAAUGCCAUUCAUUAUUUGUGUCAAUAUCAAUCAAGCCAAAACUUAAUCGACGCAAUUCAAAUUUUAAUUCAACUCGGAAUCGAUGCGAACGCAAAAAGCAACGAUGGAUCAAAUGGGCUCCAUUAUUUAUGUCGAUACAAUUCAAACCCAAAUUUACUCGACGUAAUCGGUGUUUUGGAUACAUUCGGAGUGAGUAUGAUGGUGCCGGACAACGCUGGAUGGGGUGCGUUAUACUAUUUGCAAAAUAAAGAUAAGAAAGAGAUGAAAAUUUGGUUCGACCGUGAAAACCCAAUAGGGCAAGGUGGCUUUGGUAUGGUAUUUAAAGGGAAGUUCGGAGGUCGUGAAGUGGCAGUAAAAAGAGUUGAAAUGCGUCACGUGGACAAAAUAGAAGAAGAAGCAAUGCUGAAGUUAGAUCAUCCAAACAUCGUCAAACUUCUUCACUGUGAAAAAGACAACGACUUUAUGUACUACGCAUUGGAAUUAUGUGUCGCUUCUUUAGAUCAACUUUUUCUGAAGGAGGAUAAUCCCAAAAAAUACAACGAACGUAUACUACCUCCUAUCGAAAUAUUCCGUCAAUUAGCCACAGGCCUGGAAUACAUCCAUUCAAAGAAUUUAAUACAUCGGGACAUUAAACCGGAAAACAUCCUCAUUAUGCGAAAGCCUGGAAAAUAUGAAAAUAUAAUAAUGAAAUGGUCUGAUUUUGGACUGGCCAAAUCCGUAAACGAAAAGGGACUUCACUCGUGGACUGGAGUGAGAGGAACGAGAACUUGGUACGCACCCGAAGUGCUGGAAAAACUCAACAACGAUCAAAACGUGAAAAAUAAUAAGUUUUGGGGCACCGUCAAGAGCGAUGUGUUCGUUCUCGGCAUUGUCUACGGUUAUAUUUUUUUGGAGGGAGAACAUUUAUUCGGCUCAAGUGAAACUGAAAUUCACAAGAACAUCAUUGAAAAUAAUCCAGUGAAUAUGACGAAAAUUGAUGGCGAACUGCGCAAAUAUUAUGAGAAUGACUUACUAACGAAAAUGUUGGAAUAUGAUACGGAAAAAAGAAUGAAUUCGACAGAAGUCGUCAAUCAACUGGCAUCCAUUAAGAAUAAAUUGACUGAAAAAGAAACAGAAUUUCGACAACUUUUUGCUGGUUACACUUCGGCUGAUCUAGUUGGAAGAAUCAACGACUUAAUUCGCCUUGGAAUCGAUGUGAAUGCAAAGGGCAAAUAUGGUAAUAAUAUGCUCCAUUAUUUGUGUCAAUCAAAUUCAAGCCCAAAUUUAAUUGACGCCAUUCAACUCUUAAUCCAACUGGGAAUUGAUGUGAAUGCAAAGGACGAUUUAGGAAGCAAUGCGCUCCAUCAUUUGUGUUUGUUUAAUUCAAGCCCAAAUUUAAUUGACGCCAUUCAACUCUUAAUCCAACUGGGAAUCGAUGUGAAUGCAAAGAACAAAUGGGGAAAGAAUGCGCUCCAUUCUUUGUGUUGGUUAAAUUCAAGCCCAAAUUUAAUUGACGCCAUUCAACUCUUAAUCCAACUGGGAAUCGAUGUGAAUGCAAAGGACAAAUGGGGAAAGAAUGCGCUCCAUUAUUUGUGUGAACUCAUUUUAAGCCCAAAUUUAAUUGACGCCAUUCAACUCUUAAUCCAACUGGGAAUCGAUGUGAAUGCAAAGGACGAGAGGGGAAGCAAUGCGCUCCAUUUUUUGUGUAAAUCAAUUUCAAGCCCAAAUUUAAUUGACGCCAUUCAACUCUUAAUCCAACUGGGAAACGAUGUGAAUGCAAAGAACGAGAGGGGAAGCAAUGCGCUCCAUUAUUUGUGUGAAUCAAAUUCAAGCCCAAAUUUAAUUGACGCCAUUCAACUCUUAAUCCAACUGGGAAUUGAUGUGAAUGCAAAGGAUUUUGAUGGAAGGAAUGCGCUCCAUUAUUUGUGUGGAUCAAAUUCAAGCCCUAAUUUAAUUGACGCCAUUCCACUUUUAAUCCAACUGGGAAUUGAUGUGAAUGCAAAGGACAAUGAUGGAAGGAAUGCUCAAAGUUAUUUACGCGAUAAUGAUAAGAUUAGCAACAAGGACGAAAUCCUAAAACUGCUCGACGAAGCACUUCAUGUUGUAUCAUGACUCAUCAUGACUCUUGGCGAUGCAAUGCACUUUAACGGAAAAUAAAAUAUGGCGACUGUUGUAUACUCGGAAUAAUUUUGCCAUUUACUCCUUGAAAACUCAAAAAUCCCGCUUUCUUGGGUGUAUUGCUCAGGCCGACGGACUUUCAAAAAUAAAAAUAAAGACUACAUCGUCAUAGAGUCUUAUCAAUUUAUGACUCCUUUAGCCAUGUUGAUUGCGACUCAUUCGACAAUUUAUAAAUUCUAUGUGCGCAAACGACAUUAAAAUAAAAGAAAGUAUCAAAGCAAAAAACAAGUGAUUCAAUAUCGGUUCAACAAGCCUCUUCUCUCAUUGGAUAAGUAGUUCAUUUCAUUUCAAGCUUCUAGCAAACUGUAAUGGAGCUCAUUCAGGAAAACAAUCAGAGCAAUAAAGAACCUUAAUAAACAAUAAAAAAAUUAUAUCUCGAAUGGUGAAUAA
Messenger RNA from Daphnia carinata, 2913 nucleotides. RefSeq names its product death-associated protein kinase 1-like. Lineage: Eukaryota; Metazoa; Arthropoda; Branchiopoda; Diplostraca; Daphniidae. The transcript is spliced from 5 exons. The coding region runs from base 55 to 2457 and encodes 800 amino acids. Gene Ontology annotation, cellular component: IRE1-TRAF2-ASK1 complex. The record is from RefSeq and is a predicted model, not a curated record. Gene Ontology annotation, molecular function: RNA endonuclease activity; ATP binding; protein serine/threonine kinase activity. Gene Ontology annotation, biological process: intrinsic apoptotic signaling pathway in response to endoplasmic reticulum stress; IRE1-mediated unfolded protein response; protein phosphorylation.